AUGUUAAAUCUCGAAGAAUUAGCAUUACUUAUCUCAGUGACAAGAAUUAAAUUACCUUAUAUCGAUGGUACUCGUUUAGACAAUGAUUUUCUUGUUCAAAUAUCACGACUAAACAAAUUUACAUUCAGUAUAAACACUCUUGUUGACGAUAAAGAUGUUGAAAUUGAUCUCCCAUCGAAUGAUGAUAUUCAAAAUAGUUUUAUCCAAAUAGGAUACCAACAUCUGGAUUCAUAUGCAAAUCUUAUGACAAUUGGAGCCAGAUGCCAUGCAUGUUCACUUCCAUAUCAAUUCGAUCCUUUUUUUUAUAUCUAA
This is a messenger RNA of Rotaria socialis, 312 nucleotides long. Lineage: Eukaryota; Metazoa; Rotifera; Eurotatoria; Philodinida; Philodinidae. The record is from the annotation of a GenBank genome assembly.